AAGAGGUGUAUUGAUUUUCAUUUGAAGGGUUUAAAUUUUAAAAAGAUUUUCAGGCAUGCUGAAUCUGACACCUGUCUGUAUCCGUUGCCAGCCUAUCUUUGGACUUUCCCUUCGCUUGUGUAGCUCAAAGACAGGAAGUCACUACAAAGAUGUUCACCUGCCUGAUUAUAAUACGUCUGUGGACAUUAACAGUCAUCGUCUGACACGCCCACAAAAGCCUCCCCCCACACCGAAAUGGGAGGGACUCCAGGCCCUGGCAGAAAGAACCAAGGGUUCACUAAUACCAGAGACAUUGAAGGCCAUGGAUGAGGAUGAAGACUUCAAAUUGACAGCCGCAAAAAUCAAAGAAAUGGGGACCAAGAAAAUGACGAGAGAGGAGAGAAAGCGCAGACAGAGAGCUCUGACUGAUUUAAAUGUUCCAGACUUUGAGACAUUCUGGAAACUGAAGAGGGCAGAAAAUGGGGCACAAGGAGCAGACAAGGAGGAUGCAUUAAUUAAAAAGACCAUAGAGAUCCUGCAGGCCAACAUAGGACUGUAUUGUAACCAGGCCUGUAACCACUGUCAUGUGGAGUCCUCACCACGCCGCAAAGAAAUGAUGAGCCGCGAAGUCGCAGAUAGAUGUCUGGACAUCCUAAAGAAUAGUCCCUCAAUCCACACCCUAGAUCUCACAGGAGGUGCCCCCGAGCUGUUAGAUGAGUUUAGAUACCUGGUUAGAGGGGGUCGAGAACUGGGGAAGAAUAUUAUAGUAAGGAGUAACCUCACUGUACACACAGAACCUGGUCAGGAGGACACAGCAGAGUUUAUGAGGGACCACCAGGUGAACAUUGUAGCCUCCCUGCCCUGCUACACAGCAAAGAAUGUCAACCAACAGCGGGGGAAGGGGGUGUUUGAUCGGAGCAUACAGGCCCUGAUCAAGUUCAACUCCCUGGGGUACGGAGAGGAGGGCUCAGACCUAAAACUGGACCUGGUCUAUAAUCCUCUCGGUGCCUUUCUGCCCCCACCCCAGGGACCCCUGGAGGACAAGUACCGCCAAGAACUAAUGGAGUUCUUUGGAAUCAGGUUUAACCAGCUCUUCACAAUUACCAACAUGCCAGUCAAACGUUUUGCAGACUUCCUCUAUCGAAGGUAAAUAUGAAACUUCUUUUUGUAUUGAGGGUAAAAGAAU
Messenger RNA from Saccostrea cuccullata (small rock oyster), 1165 nucleotides. RefSeq lists its product as uncharacterized. The record is from RefSeq and is a predicted model, not a curated record. Bases 56 to 1129 code for a protein of 357 amino acids. Gene Ontology annotation, molecular function: catalytic activity; iron-sulfur cluster binding. Lineage: Eukaryota; Metazoa; Mollusca; Bivalvia; Ostreida; Ostreidae. The transcript is spliced from 8 exons.